Diorhabda sublineata is the source of this 4785-nucleotide messenger RNA. RefSeq names its product chromatin-remodeling ATPase INO80 (gene Ino80). Gene Ontology annotation, molecular function: ATP hydrolysis activity; histone binding; ATP binding. NCBI's taxonomy places the organism in Eukaryota, Metazoa, Arthropoda, Insecta, Coleoptera, Chrysomelidae. The coding region runs from base 130 to 4638 and encodes 1502 amino acids. Gene Ontology annotation, biological process: DNA repair. The transcript has 20 exons. Gene Ontology annotation, cellular component: Ino80 complex. The record is from RefSeq and is a predicted model, not a curated record.
GAAUUCUUAUGUCAAAUUGAAAAUUUUCUGUCAGGUUAUGUAUAACAAAUUGAAAAAUAGGAUGAUAAUGUAUUCUUAACAAUUUUAGAGCUUUAACGUUAACAUUACAGGAAUAUUCUAUAGUUCAGUAUGCGGAAUAGUGGCGAAAAAACAUAUAAAAUAUUACCCAAUAAAUCAAAAUACAACAAUAGGCCAUUCACAGCAAAACCAAUCCAUAUCCGAAGAAUCGAACAAGCGUUAGACUUAAACAUGUUCUUUCAAAAUGUUAAUGAUCAAUUACAAAUAAGUAGUGAUUCUGAUGACUCUGAUGAAGAUGGAGGAAGUAUGAGUGACAUUAAUAUAGAGAAUAUUCUAAGAGAUACCGAACCAAAUUCUAAAGAAUAUUACAAUUUGAAAAGUGUUUCAUCUAGAAGAAAAUGGCUUGCUGAUAUUUUACUUGAAAACAAUGACAGUACCCCUGAUGAUGUCCAAUAUAAAUAUGUAAUGGGGAUGCACUCUUACCAGAAAUUUUUGAGAAAAACUAAAGAUAACUGUGAUAACUAUAGAUACUAUGGGGCUGGGUUAAUAAGUGCAGUAGAUCAAUACCCGGAAAUAGAAAAGAAUCUUCCUGUUUCUAUGAAAAAACACAAAAUAAAAACCGAUGAAACUUCUAAGUCACCUUUAUACCAUCCUGAAAUUUUAGAUGAAAUAUCUGAUGAGCCGUGUUUAGAUUUGAAUCUUCAGAAUGGCAUGGAAUUUCAAGCAAUGGAAGAAAUUGAAGAUAAAUAUAUACCGACUGAUUAUGGACUUAAUAUUGCCAGUCAGUCAGUACCUGUAGUGCCAAUGAACAUGAAUAUGCCAAAGAAAAAAGCAAAGAAGUUUAGAGAUGAAGAGUCUCGAAGGAAAUGGGAAGAUAUGAUGACUAUUAAAAGAAAAAAGCUUUUUACCAAUAUUGUUAAAAAAGAAAUUGGGAAGCAACACAGAUCAAAAAUUAACAAACAUAAAGAAAUGUUGCUGCAAUGUAAACGAGUUGCUUCGCAUUGUGUAAAAUAUGCACGACAGAAAGCACUUCAAAGUGCAAGAAUAGUAAAAGAACAACAAUGGAGAAUGAAAAGAUUAGCGAGAGAAAACAUAGCAUAUUGGAAGCGCUCAAGGAGAUUUGAUAGAGAGGUUAAAAAAAGAUUAGAAAAAGAAGCUGAGGAACAAAGAAAGAUUGAUCAUGAACUAGUUGAAGCUAAACGCCAACAAAGAAAACUUAAUUUUCUCAUUACACAAACUGAAUUGUAUGCUCAUUUUAUGUCUAAAAAAUUAGGUCAAGUAUCUCCAGAAGAACAAUUGAGAAUAUUAAGUCAAUUAGAUGAAGAAAGUACAACAAAAUUAAGUUGUGAUAACUAUGAUAGUGAAGGAAUGAAAGAAUUGGCCAAGAAGAAUGCAAUGGAUGCUUUCCAAAGUGAAAAAGCAAGAACAAGACACUUUGAUGAUCAAGCAAAUUCAUGUCUAAGUGAAUUUGACAAUAUUGAAGGGGAGCAUCCACAGCCUGAAAUGUUUAGAGGGAAAUUAAAAGGUUAUCAAUUAAGAGGAAUGAAUUGGCUGGCAAAUUUAUAUUCUCAAGGUAUUAGUGGGAUCUUGGCGGAUGAGAUGGGCUUGGGAAAAACUGUACAAAGUAUUGCUUUUUUGUGCCAUAUAGCUGAGAAAUAUUCUGUCUGGGGUCCUUUCUUGAUUAUAUCGCCUGCUUCAACUCUUCACAAUUGGCAGCAAGAAUUAGCCAAAUUUGUGCCCGAUUUUAAAGUAGUUCCUUAUUGGGGUAACCCAAAUGAAAGAAAAAUCCUAAGACAGUUUUGGGAUCAAAAAGAUAUGUAUACUAAAGAUGCAAGCUUCCAUAUUGUAGUAACUUCAUACCAAAUUGUAAUAACUGAUAUCAAAUACUUUAAUAGAAUUAAAUGGCAGUAUAUGAUAUUAGAUGAAGCUCAAGCUAUUAAAAGUACAAGCUCUAUGAGAUGGAAAACUCUUUUAGGUUUUAGUUGUAGAAAUAGGCUUUUGUUGAGUGGAACACCGAUACAAAAUAGUAUGGCAGAAUUGUGGGCUUUACUACACUUUAUUAUGCCUACACUAUUUGAUUCGCAUGAAGAAUUUAAUGAGUGGUUUUCAAAGGACAUUGAAAGCCACGCAGAAAAUAAAACAGGAAUAGAUGAAAAACAUUUGUCAAGAUUACAUAUGAUACUAAAACCAUUUAUGUUACGAAGAAUAAAGAAAGAUGUGGAAAAUGAGCUCUCUGAUAAAAUUGAAGUGAUGGUAUACUGUCCACUUACAACAAGACAAAAUUUAUUAUAUUUGGCAUUAAAACAAAAAAUUAAAAUUGAAGAUUUGUUGCACUAUACAGUUGGGGGUGGGGAUUCCCACACAGUGGAUAAAAAUUUUACAUCUAAUUUAAUGAAUCUUGUAAUGCAAUUUAGAAAAGUUUGUAAUCACCCUGAACUUUUUGAGAGAAGGGAUGCAAAAUCACCUAUACGAAUAUCUUCUUUACAGUACAACAUUCCUUAUCUCUUAUACGACUAUAAUGUUAGAGAGGUUUUAAUGUGGAAACUUAACAAAUAUUUUGUUUUUACGCCUGAAUAUAUAUCCAAAGCCAUUGGAAACGAUUUUUGCAACACAAUUUUCAAUUUCUGUUUGGGCUUAAAAUUAUCUUUUAUAGAUAUUUAUAAAAUUUUUCAAGGAGAUGUUUUGGACAGGUGGCGAAAUCAUUUUGAGUUGGAACGAUCCGAUGAAAUUUUGUUUCAUAAAUAUUCAUGGAAUUCUAAAUUUAGUCAGAUGCCUAUGUUGAGCCUACGACAUUGUUUGCGACUUAACAAGUGGCAUAUACAAAGUAGCAUUGUUCUCUACGAUUUAAUUUUUACAAGACAUAAUAGGGGAAAUAGAGUUUUUUACAGUCAUACCAAUCAUUUGUAUCAUUCCAUGCCUGAAACUGUAGAGCACAAGAAUAUUCGUUUAAAAACUAAAGUAAUAUAUUCAGAAGAUAAUUCUAUUAUUGAUGUCGUUAAUGAAGAUGGACCCAAACCAAUACAAAGUUCCUCUACAGAUUUUCCUUAUAUAAAAAGAGAAACACAAAUUUUUGAAUGUACAAAGACUGAAAUUCCCGCCUUUUUGUUCUACAAUAUGCCCAGAGUAGCCUCGGCAUCCAUUAGUCUAUAUUGUUAUUCUCGUAGAGCAGCGUGGGAUUAUAAGCGUCAUGUAGCAGAUUAUAGUUUUAAUUCCUUAAAUUAUUAUUGGUCUAGAGCAACAAAUAAUAAAUUUAACUAUAAAUCAGCUGAAAGUUUAUAUCCGCAACCAUUUAGUUGUGUAGAUAUUAUUAGGCCAACCAAUGGCUGGUCAAAUAUAGUUAUUCCAGAUAAAGAGAGUUUAGUGACUGAUUCUGGAAAAUUAUCAGUACUUGAUGGGCUACUGCGAAGACUUAAAGAAGAAGGACAUAGGGUUUUAAUUUAUUCUCAAAUGACCAAAAUGAUCGAUCUCUUAGAAGAAUAUAUGUGGCAUCGACAUCACAAAUAUAUGCGCUUAGAUGGAUCUUCGAAAAUUUCCGAACGGAGGGAUAUGGUGGCCGAUUUUCAAGCUAGAACAGAUAUUUUCGUUUUCUUGUUGUCUACAAGAGCUGGUGGUCUUGGUAUCAAUCUAACAGCAGCAGAUACGGUAAUAUUUUAUGACAGUGAUUGGAACCCAACUGUGGACCAACAGGCGAUGGACAGGGCCCACCGAUUGGGUCAAACAAAGCAGGUGACAGUCUACAGAUUAAUUUGUAAAGGCUCUAUUGAAGAACGUAUAUUACAAAGGGCCAGAGAAAAAAGCGAGAUUCAAAAAUUGGUUAUUAGUGGUGGGAACUUUAAACCAGAUACUCUCAAACCGAAGGAAGUCGUAUCUUUGUUGCUUGAUGAUGACGAAUUAGUCCAAAAAUAUCAUUUGAAAAUUGAGAACCCCUCAGAGGAAAGCCGGGAAGCAGAACGAAAACGAAAACUUCAAUAUAAGACAAUACCAAGUGGUUUGGAAGUUAAAAGAAUUAAGGUAGAAUCAUCUGUCGAGGAAAUCGAAAGUGCCCCUAACAGCCCUCGAAGUGUCCAUUCUAAUGACAUUUUGGCAGAUGAUGCUGUGGACAUUUAUAAUGAUGACGCCGACUUGCCGGUUACGAACAAAUACACUGUAUAUAACGUUUAUGGAUCAGCGGUGAAACCAAGGACUCCUGGACGCGGCUCAUCUAGAAGAGGACGGCCUAGAGGAUCUAGAAGUCGUACGAUAGGUCUUAAUAGACAUACUUCCAAUAGUAAUGGUGGUUCGACCAGUGGAGUGUAUUCAUCAGAGAAUAUACUAACAGAUUCAGCAUCGUCGAUAUCUUCAUCACAGUCAUCGCCGUCCAGUGCAUUUGUGGACGUUACUGUCAAUUCUAGUGGACCUAACUCGAGUCCUCAAACAACAACAACCCGAAGAGGUCCUGGCAGACCCAGACUAAAACCGGGUGGUCCAUCAAAUGCUGGUUCAAGGGGUACAUAUAGACCCAGAAAACCUGCAAGACCUCUACCAGUACCUUUACCUUCAGAUGGUACUAAUUUAAACUCAAAAGAAAAUAGUAAUGCACAGUAUUCCAGUUAUUCUUUUUAUGAUUUUCCUGAUGAUUAAGUUAUUUAUCCUACUUGUUUUUUGAAUUCCAUCUUUUACAAGCCGCAUCUAUUACAUCAUCUAGAGCUUUAGAAAUUAUGUGAUGUGAUGUGAUGUAAUUUUAGUGAUUUCACUAAGCAAGUGUGAUGCUAAAUAUUGAAGUAGUAA